Messenger RNA from Aspergillus eucalypticola CBS 122712, 1902 nucleotides. Its product is annotated as HET domain-containing protein. The record is from RefSeq and is a predicted model, not a curated record. The coding region runs from base 1 to 1902 and encodes 633 amino acids. The transcript is spliced from 2 exons. NCBI's taxonomy places the organism in Eukaryota, Fungi, Ascomycota, Eurotiomycetes, Eurotiales, Aspergillaceae.
AUGACCGACGCCGAUAUGAGUCAAUCCUUGGUUUUAACUAUGACACAAUCUCAGGGAUUGUAUCAUAAGCUAGACCCUACAUUGAAACAAAUCCGUCUCGUUACUAUCGAACCUGGUAAAUGGACAGAUGACAUCCAGUGCACACUCCGUGAAACUUCGCUAGCCGAUUCGGAACCCUAUGAGACACUCUCCUAUGUCUGGGGAGACCACACGAAUACGAAGAAUAUUAUUGUGAAUGGAAGUAAUUUCAAUGCUACAGCAAACCUCGAAUCAGCCCUCCGUCAUCUACGCCGCUACACUCCGCGGACUAUGUGGAUUGAUGCGAUAUGCAUCAACCAGCAGGACCUGGGAGAGCGUGCUUCGCAAGUGAGCAUUAUGCGUGAUAUCUACCACGGAAGUAAUAUGACAGUUAUAUGGCUGGGUGACGGGGACGAACGUGUCGAGUCAUUAUUCGAUCUCGCUCGACGGUUUUACAAUCAAAGUUACGAGGACUAUAGGCCUGCUCAAAGGGACCAGCCGCUCAUACGAGAAGUGAGACGCACCGAAGAUCGACGUCAGACCAUUAAUUUCCUGAUCACAGAUAUACUGGGGCGACCCUGGUGGACCAGAGCAUGGGUGUUUCAAGAGGCCGUGGUAUCUGCCGAACUACUAGUGAAAUGCGGAAAUCAUGAAAUUACGUGGUUGCCCCUCUCGUGGCUUGCCAAAGUUUUAUUCGGUAGCACAUACUUUACCAGUUUCCUUGAUCGAGUCUCCAUUGGGAAGCUUGAAGAUGUGAUUAAGAUCCAAAGAACGAGAGAAGCAAUGGAAAAAGGCCAUGAAAUAUCGCUUACGCAACUCCUUGCUUGGAAUAAACGCCAGCGGUCAUCAGAUCCCAGGGACAAAAUAUUCAGCCUGCUCGGUUUGGCACGUGGUGGGCCAGGAAAUGCUAUACAUCCUGACUAUUCGGUGAAUAACACACUACUGGAUGUGUGCCUUGGCCUUGUUGUGCAUUCUAUCAGGGAUUGGGGUGGAGAGCCAUCACUUGUCAAAGACUUUUGGAAUAUCCCCCCAUCCGACUAUGACGCAUCUCGGUCAAGGUCUCCUGAAUAUAGAUUGCUUCUCGACGUGCCGGCUCUAAAAGCUGUAGGCAUUUAUGUUGACACCAUUGAUUGUCUGGCAGUAACAUAUGAUCCUGAUAAACACGGAGCAUGGUCUUCAUCGAGACCCGAUCCGUGGGUGGCCCUCUUAACAUCGUAUUUUGAGAACCCAUCCCAUAUCCCGGAACUCUCAAGCUGGAUAUAUGCACUUCCCAAGUCUGAAACUUUUAUGGAAAUGGGGGAAUCGUUGUCGAAUGAAUUUCAAUAUCAAAAAAGCUUUGUUACAAUGUCGAUCAAGUUACUGAAAAAGAUAAGGGAGUCAACAACUGGCCGUGACUAUGUCGGUGGGGGCUCGCUGGCCCUCGCAUACCUCCGAACGUUGAUGGCGGAUACAUGGGCCAUUGGCUACAGAAAUGGGGGUAUGGCUAACCCCUUGUACUUUGAUGAACUCAUUGCCAUUGAGAAUGAAUUUACACCAAGUGAUGAAGCCACUGAAGAGGACGAUACUGGCUAUGUCAUUGGCAAAGAGUUCGUAAAGAUUUACUGUUAUGGUGUGUCAGUGCUCAAUUACGCUAUUGAGCGCGCAACCUCAUAUCGUCGGCUGAUGAUCUCCUCAAAGGGUUACAUAGGCCUGGUGCCGCCGAAGACUCAAGAAGGAGAUCUCGUAUGUGUUCUGUUCGGUUGUUCUGUGCCUGUUAUUCUCCGCAAGCAAGGGUCUCACUAUAUCUUCAUUGGUGAGAGUUACGUGCAUGGCAUUAUGGACGGAGAGGCAAUUCAGAUGAUGAAUGAGGGACACCUAGUCGAAGAGGAGUUUACUUUGGUAUAG